Molecule: messenger RNA, 1703 nt
Organism: Drosophila innubila
Lineage: Eukaryota; Metazoa; Arthropoda; Insecta; Diptera; Drosophilidae
Exons: 5
Coding region: 135-1280 (381 amino acids)
Biological process (GO): positive regulation of DNA-templated transcription
Cellular component (GO): nuclear body
Source: RefSeq, a predicted model, not a curated record
AAAAAUUAGUGACGCGUAUCUGCGAACAAAUGCGCGCGGAAAGUGAAUCUUGUUUUAGUGUUGUGCAUUGUUUUGAUUGAGUAUUUCAUUGCCAUUCGUAGUAAAGAUAAACAAAAGUGUUUCAAACAUUAACAAUGAGUGACAAUCGUAGAAUAUGGACGCCUAAUGAAGUGAAUAUAUUGCUUCGUUUAUGGCUCAAAAAAUUGAAAUUAUUUCAUGGGAAAACGCGCACAGAAUUAUCCAAGGAAUUACAAGUUCAAUUCCAGAAUGAAGGUAUUGAAAUGACAGACCGUAAUAUCCUGUCCAAAAUGGCAUUUCUCAAAUGGCAAUAUAAACGUGCAAGGAGGAAUAAAUUUAAACAAAGAAACUGGAAGUACUAUAAAAGAUUGGAUGCAAUUUUCAAUACGGCCGAGGAUGCAAAUACUAUCAAUGACGACGAGCUCAAUACCAAGGUUAUCAACGGGGAGGAAUGCUCCCGAACUGAAGACUGCUUAUCGAAAAAGAAUCCAUCAAGGAAUGCGAAACAGGAUCAAGUGUAUAGCAAUUCCACACCAUCACGUAGGGUCUGGGAUACAAAAAAAGAGGAAAUCUUUCUGAGAGUAUGGCAAAAACACGCACGUGAUUUAGCCAAAAAAAAUAUUGAACACGCAUAUGAAUAUAUGAGAUCAGAACUCAACGAUCAAGGAAUUAAAAUCACAGUUGCCGAAAUUAAAUCCAAAAUGAAGUCGUUAACUAGAACGUUUCGAAAAUUUCAAAAAAGGAAAGAUCCGCAUACAAGAUGGAUUCACUACACUACAGUUGCCGAACUUCUGAAACCUACAACAUCUGAUCUACCUGAGCUACCUGAAAACAACGAGUGCUCUGCUAAUGCUGAAAAACUCAACGAUGAAGCAUUACCAAGUAUAUGCACGAAAACGGAAGACAAUCCGUCUGAUGAUGAUUGUGAAAUAGUUAGCAUAUCCGAUGAAUCUAAAGCCAAAGUAUUAUGGGAACUUUUUAAUGAUAAAGAAAUUAGUAUACAUUCGUCAGAAGGAAUUCCUGAUCUUGAUGAUGCCGAACUGGAUAUGUUGCAAGAUAUUUCAAUAGAAGAUACAGGUGUAACCCAAAACUCAACACAGAUCGCUCCCGAAUCGCAAAGAACCAGAGAAUUUGGUGAAUUCGUUAUCAAAGAACUAAGCAUGUUGAGCGAUGAUCUGUUAAUCGAGGCCAAAAGAGAUAUAUACAGCAUUAUUUGUGCUAUACAAAUAAGACAACUACAGGCUAAUAAAACCACACACUAAAUUUAAGUAAAUGUCAAAUCAUUCCCUUGACAAAUAUCUUCAUCAUGGAUUGAACGAAGUGUAAGCUACUUUUUUUUUUUUAAUUUGUUUAUUUGAGUUUACGUAAAUUACAUGUCGAUAGUGAUAAUAAAAAACAUAAUACGUCAUAAUCAUAAUAAUCAUCUUCAUAAAUGUUUGUUUGCUUAAGUAUUAAAUAAUUGAUUAAGAGAUUUAUUCGCAUUUAAACAUUUCUUGUGUUGACUCGAAUUUUUAUAUCGAUUAUAAAAAUGAAUUGAAUGCAUUUAAUUUUGUUUGUGGAUAAUCUUGUAGUUUUCAGUAUUCACACAAAAACAAAUUAUUGAAUAAAUGUGAAAAUGGCGCACAAACAUUUUUCAAGUCGAAUACACUUUUCAUUUAUCUUCUUUUCUUUUUUUUAUGUACAAA